GCGCCGCAAAACAAAACAUAAAGAACAAGAAAAAGAAAAAAAAUGGAGUUGAAGAAGUACUUGUUCGUCUUGGUAUUGACCAAUGUCUUCUUGUUCGGUGACCGUUUAUUCGCCGACGGCCUUGGCUGCAAUUGGGGCACACAGGCCACCCACCCCCUCCGCCCCGACAUAGUUGUGAAGCUAAUGAAAGACAAUGGUUUCGAUAAGGUCAAACUUUUCGAAGCGGAUCCCGGUGCCAUGCUCGCGCUCGGUAGGUCCGGUAUUCAAGUCAUGGUCGGAAUUCCGAACGACAUGUUAGCAUCUUUGGCUAGUAGCGUUCGUGUCGCCGAGGAUUGGGUGUCGCAUAACGUUUCCUACUAUUUGUCCAACAAGGGAGUCGACAUUAGGUAAACAAAAAUUAUUUUAACUCAGCGACAAGGG
Molecule: messenger RNA, 420 nt
Organism: Erythranthe guttata (spotted monkey flower)
Lineage: Eukaryota; Viridiplantae; Streptophyta; Magnoliopsida; Lamiales; Phrymaceae
Product: glucan endo-1,3-beta-glucosidase 5-like
Biological process (GO): carbohydrate metabolic process
Molecular function (GO): hydrolase activity, hydrolyzing O-glycosyl compounds
Source: RefSeq, a predicted model, not a curated record